This is a messenger RNA of Diceros bicornis minor, 1925 nucleotides long. RefSeq names its product phosphate cytidylyltransferase 2, ethanolamine (gene PCYT2). The transcript is spliced from 12 exons. The record is from RefSeq and is a predicted model, not a curated record. Gene Ontology annotation, cellular component: cytoplasm. Lineage: Eukaryota; Metazoa; Chordata; Mammalia; Perissodactyla; Rhinocerotidae. Gene Ontology annotation, molecular function: ethanolamine-phosphate cytidylyltransferase activity. Gene Ontology annotation, biological process: phosphatidylethanolamine biosynthetic process. The coding region runs from base 383 to 1318 and encodes 311 amino acids.
UCUAGGGGCUGCCCCCAUUGACUAAGACCCUGCAGGGCCUUAUGAGGGGUCAGGCUGGGCCCAGGGCCAUCCUCUAGAAGAGCACAGCUCAGCAAGCUCACCCCAACCCUGGCCCGGGCCGAGCCCGCCCAGGGCUUUCCCAUCUUGCAUCUCAUGUCCCAGGCUAAAGCAAGGGGGCCCAGUGAGUCCAUGAGCAGUGCAGCCAACGGAUCAAGUCUCUGGCUGUAUCGCUCACUCCCCACCUCCCACCUGAUUCCCAAGGCCUUCGAGGACUGAGCACCCAGUCGUCAAAGGGAACUCCCGCCUUUACCUGGAACUUUGAUUGGAGGAGAUCUCCAAGCACAAGGGGCCCCCCGUGUUCACUCAGGAGGAGAGGUACAGGAUGGUGCAGGCCAUCAAGUGGGUGGACGAGGUGGUGCCCGCAGCUCCCUAUGUCACCACACUGGAGACACUGGACAAGUACAGCUGCGACUUCUGUGUCCACGGCAAUGACAUCACACUGACCGUAGACGGCCGGGACACUUAUGAGGAAGUGAAGCAGGCCGGGAGGUACAGAGAGUGCAAACGCACCCAGGGCGUGUCCACCACAGACCUUGUUGGCCGCAUGCUGCUGGUGACCAAGGCCCAUCACAGCAGCCAGGAGAUGUCCUCUGAGUACCGGGAGUACGCAGACAGCUUUGGCAAGUGCCCAGGGGGGCGGAACCCCUGGACAGGGGUGUCCCAGUUUCUGCAGACAUCCCAGAAGAUCAUCCAGUUUGCUUCUGGGAAGGAGCCCCAGCCAGGGGAGACGGUCAUCUAUGUUACCGGCGCCUUUGACCUGUUCCACAUCGGGCACGUGGACUUCCUGGAGAAGGUGCACGGCCUGGCAGAGAGACCCUACGUUAUCGCGGGCUUGCACUUUGACCAGGAGGUCAACCACUACAAGGGGAAGAACUAUCCCAUCAUGAACCUGCACGAGCGGACCCUGAGCGUGCUGGCCUGCCGGUACGUGUCAGAAGUGGUGAUUGGGGCCCCGUAUGCGGUCACAGCAGAGCUCCUGGAUCACUUCAAGGUGGAUCUGGUGUGUCACGGGAAGACAGAAAUCGUGCCUGACAAGGAUGGCUCCGACCCGUACCAGGAGCCCAAGAAAAGGGGCAUCUUCCGCCAGAUUGACAGUGGGAAUGACCUCACCACGGACCUCAUUGUCCAGCGCAUCAUCAAGAACAGGCUAGAGUACGAGGCCCGGAACCAGAAGAAGGAGGCCAAGGAACUGGCCUUCCUAGAGGCCAGAAGACGGCAGGAGGUGUGGCCCCAGAGGGAAGACGACUGUGACUUCUGACCAGAAGAGGGAGAUCACCCGGAGCCCUCUCCCUGCUGUGCUUCCCGUGCCUCCAGAGUUUGGCUCACGUGGUUUUUAACCAAGCUGCGGUGCCCUCUCCAACCAUCCUGGCCUCAGAAGGGCUGGUGAGGAUGCUGCCUCCCACCCGCCUGCAAGGCACCCGUUUUGCAGCAGGCCCUUGUGGCCUUCCUGAUAAGCUGCACAGAGAGGGCGUCCAGCACAGUAGAGUAGCCCAGCAGGCAGGCUGAGCAGAGGGCAUCUUCAACCAGAGCGGUGCCACCCUGCGUACCAGGGAGGGCCCAGCUUCCAACCUCCCGGCUCCACUGCUGCUUCCCUAUCCCGCCCUGGGAGCCUUCUACCCCCCAGCUCCAGGUGGCACGUCCUCCUGCCCAGCCUUGUGGGAGCUGGCUUCAGGGGAGCAGUGACCCAGCGGGCCACCCCCUUUCCUCCUCAGGGUGCUGACCAUGCCACCUCCGGCACUCUGCCCCAGGGAGCAACCCUGGUUCCCCGUGUGCUUCCCGGGCCAGCCAUGCUGCUGUCCCCAGACUGUUCUCCAUCUUGUACCUGACCAGCUAGUGUGCAACCAAAUAAAUCUGAUGGGAGGCGC